CAACUAGCUUUCAAUUCAGAAAUCACGGGAUAUUUUCAAGAGAAAUUAGUGAACAAGUAAACCACCACACAUGUAAACAUGUUGACACAUUAAAUUGGCCGGCAAUUAGCAGCCAAACCAAAAAAAUUGAGUUGUCAUAUAAAUAGAAGUCCACAUUAUUAAUUAAUUGGAGAAAAACAUAAGCGCGAUACAUCAAAAGAUUUACUCCAUAAUUUUAUAAGAUUACAAACCUAACUUAUCAAAUUAGUCUUAUCAAAUACAUAAGAAUUAUUCAACCCUCAGAAAACUAACAUUAUAUUGCAUGAUACACGCAACUUAUUAAUAAAUGAAGAAAACGAGUUAACACGCAUUUUCAGAUCAUUAUCGCUAAUUCACUAUUAUGAAGAAUUUAUCGCCCUGUCUAAAAACAAAAAAAAAAGGAAAAAAAGAAGAAGUAUUCAACAAAAAUAUAACAUAUAUUAGCAUCAUAUAUGUACUAUGAAGUCUCCUCUCUUCCAAAGGUUUAGGGAGCUAAGGAAGAAAUUAUCAAGUCAUUCAUGGAUAAACUGAGUUUCAUUAUUGGAGUUAUAGGCAACAUAAUCUCAGUGCUUCUCUUCCUUUCUCCUUUAAACACUUUCAUUCGAAUUGUGCGGAAAAAAUCGACAGAUGGAUUUGAAAGUAUGCCAUAUGUGUGCACAUUGCUGAGUACAUGUUUAUGGACUUACUAUGGAAUUAUAAGGCCUGGGGCUCUUCUUGUUGCCACUGUGAAUGGGUUUGGAGCUCUUGUGGAGCUUGUCUAUGUAGCUUUAUUCAUCACCUUUGCUCCUCCAACAAUGAAGGCUAAAACUGCCAAACUUGCGGCAAUUUUGGACGUGGGAUUUCUUGGUGCCGUAAUACUGAUUUCAAACUUAAUGUUGGAAGGUGAAACGAGGAUUAAUAUGAUAGGUACAAUUGGCGCUGGCCUUAACAUCAUUAUGUAUGGCUCUCCUCUUGUAGCCCUGAAAACGGUGAUAAAAACUAGAAGCGUGGAAUAUAUGCCUUUUUUGUUGUCAUUGUUCUCAUUUUUGAACGGAGGAAUAUGGACAGUGUAUGCUGCUCUUGUCAAGGAUUUCUUUCUUCUGGUACCAAAUGCGAUUGGAUUUAUUCUUGGAACGAUUCAGUUAGUGGUCUAUGUUUGUUACAUGAAUCCAAGCAAAGAGCAGCAAUAUAAUGAUCCCCUUAUCUAUUGAGAAUCAUUAGAUUAUUGUAUACAAGUAGUACUUCAUUGCAAAUUUUCAGGCUAGAUUCAUUCAUUAAUACUGCUGUAUUAGUAUGACUUAAAACCUGUAAAAAGAUUUUGUAUAUAAUAUUAUCGUUAGAUUUGUAACACUAUCUAUUUGUUGAGUUUGUCUUGUAAGAGACUGUCUACUUUUAAAUUAAAAUUAAGCAAUGGUAAGCCUAAUAUUAAAAAGAGAAU
This is a messenger RNA of Beta vulgaris subsp. vulgaris (sugar beet), 1435 nucleotides long. Its product is annotated as bidirectional sugar transporter SWEET17. Gene Ontology annotation, cellular component: membrane. The record is from RefSeq and is a predicted model, not a curated record. Gene Ontology annotation, biological process: carbohydrate transport. Gene Ontology annotation, molecular function: sugar transmembrane transporter activity. The transcript has 6 exons. NCBI's taxonomy places the organism in Eukaryota, Viridiplantae, Streptophyta, Magnoliopsida, Caryophyllales, Amaranthaceae. Bases 537 to 1208 code for a protein of 223 amino acids.